GUCUCCGUAUAAAAGCGGCGCCGCCUCCCCGCCCUCUCUCACUCCCCGCUCCUCUCCGCCGCGCGCUCUAGGAGAGGGCGGAGGGGGAGGCGGCGCACAGCGCCAGGAGGAGGGGGGACGCAGGGGGCGGAGCCGAGACAGCACCUUCGGAGAUAAUCCUUUCUCCUGCCGCAGAGAAGACGAGCGGCGGGACCCGGACACUUCGCCGAGGCAUAGCGGGCCGGCAGGAUGGCGACCGUGGUGGUGGAAGCCGCCGAGCCGGAGCCGUCCGGCAGCAUCGCCAACCCGGCGGCGUCCACCUCGCCUAGCCUGUCGCAUCGCUUCCUCGACAGCAAGUUCUACCUGCUGGUGGUCGUCGGCGAAAUCGUGACCGAGGAACACCUACGGCGCGCCAUCGGCAACAUCGAACUCGGAAUCCGAUCAUGGGACACCAACCUGAUUGAAUGCAACCUGGACCAAGAACUGAAACUUUUUGUGUCUCGACACUCUGCAAGAUUCUCUCCUGAAGUCCCAGGACAAAAGAUCCUUCAUCACCGAAGUGACGUUUUAGAAACAGUGGUCCUGAUCAACCCCUCAGAUGAAGCAGUCAGCACUGAGGUGCGCUUGAUGAUCACGGACGCUGCCCGACACAAGCUGCUCGUGCUGACCGGGCAGUGCUUUGAAAAUACCGGAGAGCUCAUUCUCCAGUCCGGCUCUUUCUCCUUCCAGAACUUCAUAGAGAUUUUCACUGAUCAAGAGAUUGGGGAAUUACUGAGUACCACCCAUCCUGCCAACAAAGCCAGCUUAACCCUGUUCUGUCCUGAAGAAGGGGACUGGAAGAACUCCAAUCUCGACAGACACAAUCUCCAAGACUUCAUCAAUAUUAAACUCAACUCAGCUUCUAUAUUGCCAGAAAUGGAAGGACUUUCCGAGUUUACCGAGUAUCUCUCAGAAUCAGUGGAAGUCCCAUCUCCCUUUGAUAUCCUAGAACCUCCCACAUCGGGCGGAUUCCUAAAGCUCUCCAAGCCUUGUUGUUACAUUUUUCCAGGAGGGAGGGGCGAUUCUGCAUUGUUUGCCGUGAAUGGAUUCAAUAUGCUCAUCAACGGAGGAUCGGAAAGGAAAUCCUGCUUCUGGAAGCUCAUCCGACACUUGGACCGAGUGGACUCCAUCCUACUCACCCACAUUGGGGAUGACAAUUUGCCUGGAAUAAACAGCAUGCUACAGCGGAAAAUUGCAGAGCUCGAGGAAGAACAAUCCCAGGGCUCCACCACAAAUAGUGACUGGAUGAAAAACCUCAUCUCCCCUGACUUAGGAGUUGUAUUUCUCAAUGUCCCUGAAAAUCUGAAAAAUCCAGAGCCAAACAUCAAGAUGAAGAGAAGCAUAGAAGAAGCUUGCUUCACUCUCCAGUACCUAAAUAAAUUGUCCAUGAAGCCAGAACCUCUUUUCAGAAGUGUAGGCAAUACCAUUGAUCCUGUCAUUCUUUUCCAAAAAAUGGGAGUUGGUAAACUUGAGAUGUACGUCCUUAACCCAGUCAAGAGCAGCAAGGAAAUGCAGUAUUUCAUGCAGCAGUGGACUGGCACCAACAAAGACAAGGCUGAACUAAUCCUGCCUAACGGUCAAGAAAUAGAUAUCCCAAUUUCCUACUUAACCUCAGUCUCCUCUUUGAUCGUGUGGCAUCCAGCAAACCCUGCAGAGAAAAUCAUCCGGGUCCUGUUUCCUGGCAAUAGCACCCAAUACAAUAUCCUGGAAGGACUGGAAAAGCUCAAACAUUUAGACUUUCUGAAACAGCCGCUGGCCACCCAGAAGGACCUAACUGGCCAGGUGGCGACUUCAGCAGUGAAACAAGUAAAACUGAAACAGAGAGCCGAUAGCCGAGAAAGUCUGAAGCCAGCUGCAAAGCCACUUCCUAGUAAAUCUGUCCGAAAGGAGUCUAAGGAAGAGACCCCCGAUGUUGCAAAAGCUAAUCAUGUGGAAAAGGCGCCCAAAGUUGAAAGCAAAGAAAAGGUGACAGUGAAAAAAGACAAGCCCGUAAAAACAGAGACCAAACCUCUAGUGACCGAAAAGGAGGUCCCCAGCAAAGAAGAGCUGCCUCCCGUGAAAGCUGAGGUGGCUGAAAAGCCCGCCACAGAUGUCAAACCCAAAGUCGCCAAGGAGAAGACGGUGAAAAAGGAAACAAAGGCAAAAUCUGAAGAAAAGAAAGAGGAGAAGGAGAAGCCAAAGAAAGAAGUGGCUAAAAAGGAGGACAAAACACCCGUCAAGAAGGAAGAAAAACCCAAAAAGGAAGAGGUGAAAAAGGAAGUGAAAAAAGAAAUCAAGAAAGAAGAGAAAAAAGAACCCAAGAAAGAGGUUAAGAAAGAAACCCCGCUGAAGGAAGCCAAGAAGGAGGUGAAGAAGGAAGAGAAGAAGGAAAUUAAAAAGGAAGAAAAGGAACCCAAAAAAGAAAUUAAGAAACUUCCUAAAGACACAAAGAAAACAUCUACUCCUCUAUCUGAAGCCAAAAAACCAGCUGCAUUAAAACCAAAAGUACCCAAGAAGGAAGAGGCAGUUAAAAAAGAUGCUGUUGCUGCUGGGAAGCCAAAGGAGAAGGGGAAGAUUAAAGUCGUUAAGAAGGAAGGCAAGACACCAGAGGCUGCGGCUGCAGCCAUUGGCUCUGUGGCCGCGGCUGCGGCUGUGGUGGCCGCAGCUGGAAUAGCAAGCGCCGGCCCUGCCAAAGAACUCGAGGCCGAGAGGUCCCUUAUGUCAUCCCCUGAGGAUCUGACCAAGGACUUUGAAGAGUUAAAGGCCGAAGAGGUCGAUGUGGCAAAAGACAUGAAGCCUCAGCUGGAGCUGAUCGAAGAUGAGGAGAAACUGAAGGAUACUGAGCCAGUUGAAGCCUAUGUCAUCCAGAAAGAGACAGAAGUCAUCAAAGGUCCCGCUGAGUCUCCCGAUGAGGGAAUCACCACCACCGAAGGGGAGGGCGAAUGUGAACAAACGCCCGAGGAGCUGGAGCCAGUUGAGAAGCAGGGGGUGGACGACAUUGAAAAAUUUGAAGAUGAAGGAGCCGGUUUUGAAGAAUCCUCAGAGACUGGAGACUAUGAGGAGAAGGCAGAAACUGAGGAGGCCGAGGAGCCGGAAGAGGACGUUGAAGAAAAUGUGUGUGUGAGCAUUUCCAAGCACAGCCUCGUGGAGGAGGAGGAAAGUGCCAAGGCUGAGGCAGAUGUGCAUAUCAAGGAGAAGAGGGGGUCUCUGGCCAGUGGAGAUGACAGAGCAGAAGAAGACAUGGAUGAGGCAGUGGAGAAAGGAGAAGCUGAACUAUCUGAGGAGGAGGUUGAUGAAGAGGACAGAGCUGAGGAUGCCAGAGAGGAAGAAUAUGAGCCCGAAAAAGCUGAAGCUGAAGAUUACGUGAUGGCCGUGGUUGACAAGGCUGCGGAGGCUAGCGGUGUCGAGGAUCAGUAUGGAUUCCUUACCACAGCCAUCAAGCAACCAGGAGCCCAGUCUCCUGCCCGAGAACCUGCAUCUUCAAUUCAUGAUGAGACUUUACCUGGAGGCUCAGAGAGUGAGGCCACCGCUUCUGAUGAGGAGAAUCGAGAAGACCAGCCUGAAGAAUUCACUGCCACCUCUGGCUACACUCAGUCUACCAUUGAGAUAUCCAGCGAGCCCACCCCAAUGGAUGAGAUGUCUACUCCUCGCGAUGUGAUGAGUGAUGAGAUCAACAAUGAAGAGACAGAGUCCCCAUCUCAAGAAUUUGUAAACAUCACCAAAUACGAGUCUACACUGUAUUCACAGGAAUACUGCAAACCUGCUGUUACGUCACUCAAUGGAUUAUCUGAAGGAUCAAAAACAGAUGCCACAGAUGGGAAGGACUACAAUGCGUCAGCCUCCACCAUCUCACCACCGUCAUCCAUGGAGGAAGACAAAUUUAGCAAAUUUGCUCUGCGUGAUGCUUACUACUCUGAAGAGAAAGACCUGAAAGCCAGUGCCACAUUGACGAUCAAAGACACCAUCUCAGCAGUUUCUGAUGAAAAACUUAGUCCACCCAAGAGCCCAUCCCUGAGCCCAUCUCCUCCAUCACCCAUAGAAAAGACCCCCCUGGGUGAACGCAGUGUGAACUUUUCUCUGAUGCCCAAUGAGAUUCAAGUCUCAGCAGAGGCAGAAGCAGCCCCAGCGUCUCCUGAGGUGACCCAAGAAGUAGUUGAAGAACAUUGCGCUAGUCCUGAGGAUAAGACCCUGGAAGUCGUGUCUCCAUCUCAGUCUGUAACUGGCAGCGCUGGCCACACACCUUAUUACCAGUCUCCCACUGAAGAGAAAUCUGGUCACCUCCCCACAGAAGUAAUUGAAAAACCACCAGCAGUUCCAGUGAGUUUUGAAUUCAGUGAUGCCAAAGAUGAGAAUGAAAGGGCUUCCAUAAGCCCCAUGGAUGAACCCGUGCCUGACUCGGAAUCUCCUAUUGAAAAAGUUUUGUCUCCUUUACGGAGCCCUCCCCUAAUUGGAUCCGAGUCUGCAUAUGAAGGUUUUCUAAGUGCUGACGACAAGGCUGCUGGUAGAGGUGCUGAAAGCCCCUUUGAAGGAAAGAAUGGAAAACAAGGCUCUCCAGACGAAAUAAGUCCAGUUUCUGACAUAACUUCUGCUGGUCUUUUCCAAGACAAAGAGGAAGGGAAGAGCACAGACUUUAUACCAAUAAAGGAAGACUUUGGUCAAGAAAAGAAAACUGAUGAUGUCGAAGCCAUGAGUUCUCAAUCUGGACUGACUUUAGAUGAAAGGAAGUUAGGAGGAGAUGUUUCUCCUACACAAAUAGAUGUCAGUCAGUUUGGAUCUUUUAAGGAAGACACUAAGAUGUCCAUUUCUGAAGGCACUGUCUCAGACAAGUCGGCUACUCCUGUUGAUGAGGGUGUAGCAGAAGACACAUACUCUCAUAUGGAGGGUGUGGCCUCAGUAUCCACAGCUUCCGUGGCUACAAGCUCAUUUCCAGAGCCAACAACAGAUGACGUGUCUCCUUCUCUGCACGCCGAAGUUGGCUCCCCACAUUCCACAGAAGUAGAUGAUUCCCUUUCAGUGUCUGUCGUGCAAACGCCUACUACUUUCCAGGAAACAGAAAUGUCUCCAUCUAAAGAAGAAUGUCCAAGACCAAUGUCAAUUUCUCCACCAGAUUUCUCCCCUAAAACAGCCAAAUCCAGGACACCAGUCCAAGAUCACAGAUCAGAACAGUCCUCAAUGUCUAUUGAAUUUGGCCAAGAAUCCCCUGAGCAUUCCCUUGCUAUGGACUUUAGUCGACAGUCUCCAGAUCACCCUACGGUGGGUGCAAGUAUGCUUCACAUCACUGAAAAUGGGCCCACUGAAGUGGAUUACAGUCCUUCUGACAUGCAGGACUCUAGUUUAUCACAUAAGAUACCACCAAUGGAGGAGCCAUCCUACACCCAAGAUAAUGAUCUUUCUGAGCUCAUCUCAGUGUCUCAGGUUGAGGCCUCCCCAUCCACCUCUUCAGCACAUACUCCCUCUCAGAUAGCGUCUCCUCUCCAAGAAGACACCCUAUCUGACGUCGUUCCUCCCAGAGAUAUAUCCUUAUAUGCCUCACUCACCUCAGAAAAAGUACAAAGUCUAGAAGGAGAGAAGCUCUCACCAAAAUCUGAUAUUUCUCCACUCACCCCAAGAGAGUCCUCUCCUUUAUAUUCACCUAGCUUUUCAGAUUCUACCUCGGCUGUCAAAGAGAACAUAGCAGUUUGCCACACUUCCUCCCCUCCAUCGUUGGAUGCAGCAUCCGCAGAGCCCUAUGGCUUCCGUGCCUCGAUGUUAUUUGAUACAAUGCAACACCAACUGGCCUUGAACAGAGAUUUGACCUCCUCUGGUGUGGAGAAGGACAGUGGAGGGAAGACACCUGGUGACUUCAGCUAUGCCUAUCAAAAGCCCGAGAAAACAGCCAUGUCCCCAGAUGAAGAAGGUUACGACUAUGAGUCUUAUGAGAAAACCACCCGGCCCCCAGACGUGAGCGGCUAUUACUAUGAGAAGACAGAGAGAACCACAAAAUCCCCGUGUGACAGCAGCUACUCUUAUGACACCGUUGAGAAAACCACCAAGACCCCUGAAGAUGGUGGCUAUGCCUAUGACAUUGCUGAGAAGACCACCCGGAGCCCUGAAGAGGGCGAGUACAGCUAUGAGACAAGUGAGAAGACAAUGCGGUCCCCUGAAGGGAGCGGUUACAGCUAUGAAAAGAGUGAGCGGUCUAGAAGGCUCCUGGAUGACAUCAGCAAUGGCUAUGAUGACUCUGAAGAUGGCGGCCACACACUUGGGGAUUCCAGCUACUCUUACAAGACCACUGAGAAAAUUGCCAGUUUCCCUGAGUCUGAAAGUUUCUCCUAUGAGACACCUACAACAGCUACCCGAGCCCCUGAUGCUUCCACGUACUGUUAUGAGACGGCAGAGAAAAUUACCAGAACCCCCCAAGCAUCUACGUAUUCCUAUGAGACUUCAGACCAGUGCUACCCUGCAGAAAAGAAGUCCCCCUCAGAGGCUCGCCAGGAUGUGGACUUAUGCCUUGUGUCCUCCUGUGAAUACAAGCAUCCCAAGACGGAACUUUCGCCCUCCUUCAUUAAUCCCAAUCCUCUCGAGUGGUUUGCCAGCGAAGAGCCAAUUGAAGAAUCUGAGAAGCCCCUCACCCAAGCGGGGGGAGCCCCACCACCUCCAGGAGGAAAGCCACAGGGGCGACAAUGUGACGAAACCCCUCCCACCUCAGUCAGCGAGUCAGCUCCAUCCCAGACAGAUUCUGAUGUCCCCCCGGAGACCGAAGAGUGCCCUUCCAUCACAGCUGAUGCAAAUAUCGACUCUGAAGAUGAAUCAGAAACCAUCCCCACAGACAAAACCGUCACAUACAAACACAUGGACCCACCUCCAGCUCCCAUGCAGGACCGCAGCCCUUCUCCACGCCACCCUGACGUGUCCAUGAUGGACCCGGAGGCCUUGGCCAUUGAGCAGAACCUGGGCAAAGCUCUGAAGAAAGACCUGAAAGAGAAGACCAAAACCAAAAAGCCAGGUACAAAGACCAAAUCGUCGUCACCUGUCAAAAAGGGCGAUGGGAAGUCGAAGCCCUCUGCAGCUUCACCAAAACCAGCGGGCUUGAAAGAAUCCUCAGAUAAGGUGUCCAGAGUGGCUUCUCCUAAGAAGAAGGAAUCUGUGGAAAAAGCAACAAAAACCACUACCACUCCUGAGGUCAAAGCUGCACGUGGGGAAGAGAAAGACAAGGACACCAAGAAUGCUGCCAACACUUCCGCAUCCAAAUCGGUAAAGACUGCAGCUGCAGGUAGGUGGAAGGUGCCAGCACCCUGAUACAGGCCACAACUAUUCCACUGUGACCGGAGCCUUUGAAUGUCCCUGUGACUUGGUA
This is a messenger RNA of Leptonychotes weddellii (Weddell seal), 7333 nucleotides long. NCBI's taxonomy places the organism in Eukaryota, Metazoa, Chordata, Mammalia, Carnivora, Phocidae. The record is from RefSeq and is a predicted model, not a curated record.